This is a messenger RNA of Sorex fumeus (smoky shrew), 1231 nucleotides long. RefSeq names its product sideroflexin 4 (gene SFXN4). The coding region runs from base 73 to 1011 and encodes 312 amino acids. The transcript has 14 exons. NCBI's taxonomy places the organism in Eukaryota, Metazoa, Chordata, Mammalia, Eulipotyphla, Soricidae. The record is from RefSeq and is a predicted model, not a curated record. Gene Ontology annotation, molecular function: monoatomic ion transmembrane transporter activity. Gene Ontology annotation, biological process: monoatomic ion transport; mitochondrial transmembrane transport. Gene Ontology annotation, cellular component: mitochondrial inner membrane.
CGGGCCGGAAGGGGAGCGGGAGGAGGGUGGCCGCGCAGGCCGCCGGCUCCGGGCUGCAGCGCCGCCGCCCGCAUGGAGCCCAACGUGCGCUUCGGGAUCGUCGAACGCCAAUCCUUUUUUCAGAGAUUUCUUCUGUGGACAGAGCUCUUGGACCCUACCAAUCUGGUCCUCUCCAUCGAAAAAAUUGAAAAAUCGCGGCAAAUACUGUUAACAAAUGAAGAGGCUUUCAAACUCGACUCGGAAGACCCCCGGAUCAUGGAAGCUUGGAAGAGAAGUCUCUCCACGGUGCACCCCGACAGCAGCAGGCUCAUCCCCGUCGCCCUCCGGCCAGCAGCGUUCCUGCCCUUCACGGCGCCCAUGGUGUUCUUGUCACUCCUGCCAACGAAAACCCUCAAGUCCAUGAUUCUGCCUCAGGUCUCCCUGUACACGUACUGCACCGCCUUCAACCUGGCCAACGGCAACGCCAGCUACAACCGAGGCCCGAUCGAGAGUGUGCUGCUGGGGGCGGGCGUCACGGCUUCUUCCACCUUUUUCGGAUUGAUUCCUCGUUGGGUGUUCAAGGCUCCAUUGAAGAACACUCUGCUGAGGAAAUCCUUGCCUGCCGUCCUCCUAGCUUACAUCAGCGGGAUGAAUGUGGUCGCCACCCGGAGCCUGGAGCCCAUGCGGGGCAUCGAGGUGAUGGACAGAGAAGGGAACAUCAUCGGCUACUCCAGGAAGGCCGGGACUAAGGCCGUGAAGGACACAGCGACGUCCAGGGUGCUGCUCUUCGGGACCUCGGCGCUUAUCCCCGAAGUCUUCUCUGUCUUCUUGAAAAAGUCGCAGAUCUUCGUGCGGUUCCCGUGGUCGCUGUGGCCCCUGAAGCUGUCGUGCACGGUGCUGGUGCUGGGGCUGAUGGUGCCGCUGUCCUUCAGCAUGUACCCCCAGAUCGGACAGAUCCCCAGCAGUGAGCUGGAGGAGGAGAUUCAGUCAGCCACGGAGGAGACGGAGCUAUUCUACAACAGAGGCGUGUAGGCGGGUCUGCAGACCUACCCCGGGCUGUGCACGCGGAGCCCGCUGCCCUGUGUCCAGCACCCGGGGCCUGGGCCCAGAGGACGCUCGCCCUCGGCCCUUGUGGGUGCCUUGUCCAGGGCUGCUGAGAGGCGUGAAGGCCGCCUCUGCUGUGUGGCCUCUGGCCUCGGGCAGGACCCUGGAAACGACCAUUAAACUUGUCUCAAGUGCCGGAUCUGAAUGA